AUGCAGGCCCGCAGCGUCGCGGGCAGCACGAAUCUCCAGGCAACACGUGAACGGCCACGAUCACCUCCGCGCGGCCAUAGGACGGACCCCUCCAAGUCCCAGCCCAAACAAAUCAAGUCCUUGUCGAGCCAAGCCGUGACUUGUGCUGCAGCUGCGACUCUGCUCUCGGUGAUCGUCCUGGGCGCCGCCGGCGCUGGCACGACGACGCUGUUCAGGUCGGAGCUGCUGGGCAGCGCGUGGACGGGGUUCCUGGCGGGGUGCCUGCACACGCUGUCGGGGCCGGACCACCUGGCCGCGCUGGCGCCGCUGUCCAUCGGGCGGUCCAGGGUGGAGAGCGCGGCGGUGGGAGCGCUCUGGGGUUGCGGCCACGACGCCGGCCAGGUCCUCUUCGGCCUGCUCUUCCUCGGCCUCAGGGACCGCCUCCACAUCGAGGUCAUCCGCACCUGGAGCACCCGCGUCGUCGCGCUCACGCUGCUCGUCAUCGGCGCGCUCGGCAUCCGCGAGGCCAGUGAGCACCCGGCUACAACAGAAACGCUGCCGGCGGGCGGCAAGACGAAGAUCAACUUCGCCACGUUCGCCACCGGGAUCGUCCACGGCCUCCAGCCGGACGCGCUCAUGAUGAUCCUGCCGGCGCUCGCGCUCCCGUCGCGCGUCGCCGGCGCCGCGUUCCUCGGCAUGUUCCUCGUCGGGACCGUCGUCUCCAUGGGGAGCUACACCGUCUUCAUCGGUUCGUGUACGGAGGCGCUCAAGGACAGGAUUCCCCGGAUCACCGAGAAACUCACGUGGGCCGCGUUGCUGCUGGCCAUAUCCAUGGGGCUUGCCAUCCUCGUCAGCCAGUCCUUCGGAAUCACCCUGUACUGA
This is a messenger RNA of Miscanthus lutarioriparius, 861 nucleotides long. Lineage: Eukaryota; Viridiplantae; Streptophyta; Magnoliopsida; Poales; Poaceae. The record is from the annotation of a GenBank genome assembly.